Molecule: messenger RNA, 782 nt
Organism: Drosophila novamexicana
Lineage: Eukaryota; Metazoa; Arthropoda; Insecta; Diptera; Drosophilidae
Exons: 2
Coding region: 186-782 (198 amino acids)
Source: RefSeq, a predicted model, not a curated record
UCGGCCGCAUUGCGCACAUGUGUUGUCAAUUACCUAAACGCCCGUUAGGGUGCACAGGUAGCAUCCGUCGCCAGGUAGACGGUGGGAUUUUCCGAUCAAUUGUUCAAUGAACGCAACAUAAAACCGGCCGAAUGCUGCCCAAAGACAUUUAGAAGCCAAGCCAACGUCAGCCAGUCAAGUCCAGCAUGUUCACGUCCAGAAGCUCAGCAAACGCCGCACCGCGCACCAUUUGCAUCACCUGCAUCAUUCUGCUGCUCGCGCUGGGCGCCGCCGCCGGCCACGUGCUCCGGGAGCGACUGACGCUGCCCCAACAGGUGCGCAUCUGGCAGUGUCGCCAGCGCUGCUAUCAGCAGACGCUGGUGCAGCCGGUGUCGCCGGCACUGUGCCACGCCCGGCCGGAUUGCUAUAUGUGCCACGACUAUUGCCGCGUUCUGGUCGUCGCCGAAUGGAGCCUGGCCAGAUCCAUGUGUGCGGAUCGCAUCUUCUGCAGCCGCGGCUGUCGCACCGCCUGCCAGUACCAUCAGCUGCACACGGCCAAUGCGGCGCCAUUUGCCAAUGCCCUCAGCAAGGCUGAAAUGCGCCGCUGUGCGACGUGGAGCUGCACAGCGCCCGGGGCCAUCCAGGCAGGCAGAAACCCAGCCAGGCCAGAAGCCCAGGCGAAGGCUGAGCUGAGCCACAGUCCAAGCUCCGUUGUCGUCAGGCCUCAGAGUCAGAGACAGCCACAACUGGAGACGGACUGUGUACUGUGGCUGGGCCUGGGCUUGGGCAGCCCCGGCACGUAA